AUGUCUUUCUCAAGCAUAUUCCGGUGUCUACUUUGCAACAUCCCAAAGAAAGAAUCCAGGAGGGAGAAAGUACUAGUCUCUCCCGGACAAUAUGAAAUUGAAGGAAAGAAUCCGGGAGAUUCCACAGAUUCGCAAGAGUCAAUAGACUGGACAUCACAGUUCACAAGUCCAGAUGAAAGCAAUAUCACAACAGGGGAAAACAUCGCGGAGAUACCUAUUCAGAAGUCAAACCGAGCAUUAAUAGUAGCAGCAAAAGGCGCAUACGGCUUCGCAGACCUUCCCUUCCCAACCUUAUCCCACGAAAACGAAAUCGUCAUCUCAAACCGCGCAACAGGUCUCAAUCCAAUCGACUACAAAUCAGUAGACUACAAUUUCUGCCUCCCAGAGUUCCCAUGGAUAACUGGGCGAGAAAUGGCUGGCGUAGUGGAAAUGGUUGGGGCUGGCGUGAGGGAUGUUAAAGUCGGGGAUUAUGUUUGGACUAGCACAUAUUACCGCGACCGCCGCGCCGGCUGUUUUCAACAAUAUAUCACCGUACCCGCGCACACAGUCCUCCCCCUCCCGCCAUCUACCAGCUUCACAUCAGCCGCGUCCCUCGGCGUCGCUGGUCUCACGGCUGCAAUGACGCUUUGGCAUUGGCUCGAUGUGCCUUUCCCUCCUCCCUCCGCAAAUCCACCUCCACCCGCAGACUCUGAGAACCAAGAGCUAGAACAAGAAUUCCUCCUCAUCUGGGGCGGCGGCACAGUAACAGGCCAAUACGCCCUCCAACUCGCCGCCCUCUCCCACCUACGCGUCAUAGCCAUAACAUCCUCUCACACCGCGCCCCUCGCCCGUUCCCUCGGCGCCACCGUCAUCGAGCGCGACAACAAGUCCAACACGCAAAUCAUCUCAGAAAUCAAAAGUAUAGCAGGCGACAACAUCACCCGCGCUAUCGACCUCGUCGGCCCGAAAACCGCGACUGCCUGUUUACAAGUCCUCAGUAAGAAACGGGCGUCUAAGUUUGCACCGCUUGCGAUGAUGGGAUCCGAGGAAGAGGUACCGGGGAACGUGCACGUGGUUACGGUGGAGAUGAAGCGUUUUGUACUGGACGAGACGAAUAGGGCGUAUGCGCUGGAGUUGAACAGACUUGUGGGAGAGGGUAGGGUGCAGGUACCUGGUAUUGAAGCUGUACAUGGGGGUUUGGAAAAUGUGGUGCUGGGUCUGGAUCGUUUGAAGAAAGGGGAGAUGGGUGGGAGGAAGAUGGUUGUUGUUUUUUGA
This is a messenger RNA of Lachnellula hyalina, 1254 nucleotides long. RefSeq names its product Dehydrogenase. The record is from RefSeq and is a predicted model, not a curated record. Gene Ontology annotation, molecular function: oxidoreductase activity, acting on NAD(P)H. Lineage: Eukaryota; Fungi; Ascomycota; Leotiomycetes; Helotiales; Lachnaceae. The transcript is spliced from 2 exons. Bases 1 to 1254 code for a protein of 417 amino acids.